Molecule: messenger RNA, 4606 nt
Organism: Astyanax mexicanus (Mexican tetra)
Lineage: Eukaryota; Metazoa; Chordata; Actinopteri; Characiformes; Acestrorhamphidae
Gene: zfp91
Product: ZFP91 zinc finger protein, atypical E3 ubiquitin ligase
Exons: 12
Coding region: 357-2837 (826 amino acids)
Biological process (GO): regulation of transcription by RNA polymerase II
Cellular component (GO): nucleus
Molecular function (GO): DNA-binding transcription factor activity, RNA polymerase II-specific; RNA polymerase II transcription regulatory region sequence-specific DNA binding
Source: RefSeq, a predicted model, not a curated record
UGGGUUUUUUGGCUUAAAGGAGACGCAACAAAGACGAGCCUGAGGAACGAGCGGGUUUUAGAGGCUCGCCGCUGUGGCUUUAAGAACUGCAAACAGUGGCUGGGUCUUUACAAAUGGAUUUUUUGCAUAGUUAUAAUAAAGUAGACUAAUUAAAUUUCCAAUUAAGGAUUAAAUAUAUGUGUGUGUUUGUGCGCAGACCGUGCGAGAGUGCGCGCAGUAUGUUUGGCCGCUGGAUCCCGGCCUUUACCCAGCAAACUCUCUCCAUAUUUUAUACCUCCAUAUCUCAGGACAUUUGCGGAUUUUUGUAUGAUAUUUAGGCUGCAGGGAGACGCGUGUUUGGUGGGUAAUACGAGGCGAUGGAGCCGCAGCACGGAGAGGCUCAGAACGCGGACAAUAACAAAGAGGAGAAGUGUGGUCUGGACAAGGCCGCGCUGGGAUCCCCGGACCACAGUGAGCCGGGCACGCCGAAGAAGGCGCUGCGAGGGCGGGGCGCGAGUCGGCUGAAGGCCCGGGACGGGGCGGGAGAGGCGGACACUAACACGAACGGAGCAGCCGGUGGUACUGCUGCCGCUUCUGCUGCUGCUGCUGGAUCCGGACGAGUUCUGCGGGACAGGUCGGCUAGACCUCCUCCAGCGUGGAGGCUGAGCGAGGAGAAGGAGGAGAAGGACGAGGAGGUGGUGGAGGAGAGCCGGCGGAGGAAAGCUGCCACACCGCGGAGGAGUAAAGCUGCUGAGGCGGGCAGGGAGAGCGGCCCGACCAGACGGUCUGGAGAAAGCAAGGAUGCUGCCAGCAACACUCGAGCGGGCAGUGGCCGGCGGACCCAGGGCCGCGGCAGGACCCCGUCAGCAAGGACCCAGAAGAGUUCAGCCAAGGUCAUCUGCAAGAGUGAACCAGAACCUGAGACCGUCUGUGUGGAAACAGAGGAUGCAGCUGGGAAGAGGUUGGGAGAAAGUUCUGAGAGGAAGGUGGAGGGAGAGGAGGGUGGUGAUGGAGCUGAGGUAGAUCCUCUGUUUGUAGACGAUCUGAAGGAUCAGAACUUCCGGCUGCAGGUUCAGAGUGAUGAGGAGGUGGGAAUCAGCAGUGAUGAAGACGUUCCCUUUAGAGAUGACCUGAAUGACCAAAGCUACGACCCCAAAUCUGAGAGUAACACUCCUAAAUCCCGGCGUAAAGCUCCUCCCAGGCCGAGAGAGAAGAAGGAGAAAGCAGCCGUGGUGGAGAAGGAGAAGCAGGUGCAGGCGGAGGUGAAGAAAGAAGGAGGAGAAGGAGUGGAUGUGAAACAGGAGGUAGCAGAGGGGGCGGAGCAACCCAGGAAGAGAGGCAGGCGACGGAAAGAUGAUAAAAGCCCCCGUCUUCCAAAGAGAAGGAAGAAGCCCCCGGUGCAGUAUGUCCGCUGUGAGAUGGAAGGCUGUGGGACGGUUCUGGCUCAUCCACGCUACCUACAGCAUCAUAUUAAAUACCAGCACUUAAUGAAGAAGAAAUACGUGUGUCCUCAUCCCUCCUGCGGCCGACUGUUCCGCCUCCAGAAACAGCUGCUGCGCCACGCCAAACACCACACAGAUCAGAGAGACUACAUCUGUGAAUUCUGUGCUCGUGCUUUUAAAAGCUCCCAUAACCUGGCUGUGCACCGCAUGAUCCACACCGGAGAGAAGCCCCUGCAGUGUGAGAUCUGUGGCUUCACCUGCCGCCAGAAAGCGUCCCUGAACUGGCACAUGAAGAAGCACGACGCCGACGCCACCUACCAGUUUUCCUGCAGCAUCUGCGGCAAGAAGUUCGAGAAGAAGGACAGCGUGGUGGCGCAUAAAGCCAAGAGCCACCCGGAGGUCCUGAUCGCCGAGGCUCUGGCGGCCAACGCCGGCGCCCUCAUCACCACCCCCGGAGCUUUACUGGAGGCCUCCACCGGCCACCUGCGGACAGAGCAGAUCCAGGAGGUGCAGGUGGGCUCCGUGCAGGUGCCGGUGAGCCAGGUAGCCUCUCUGGCGCAGGUGGGCCACGUGGGCCCUGUGGUUGUGGUGGACACGGACCAUUCCCUCCAUAACAUGCAGCAGGUUCCUGUUACUUUGGCCCUGACCACUGCGGAGGAGGAGCUAGGUAGCGGAGCUACGUCUCUGCAUACGACCUCCACCACGCACGCCACGCACACCCUGCAGGCCCUGCCGCUGCAUUUCGUCCCCACGCCUGUUUCCCAGCAGCAGCUGGCACCACAGCUGCCACCGCCACAGAUACAGCAGCUGCCACUUCAACACCCGGCUACCGUGGCGCAGCAAACCGCCGCACUAGUGCAGCCGUUACCGGUGCAGUCAUAUUCCACGCAGCCGCAGAUCCUUCACAUGACCUUCCGGGCUGUUCCUCAGCAGCAGCAUCAGCAUCAGCAGCAUCAUCAGCAGCAGCAGAUCCAGCAUCAGAUCCAGCAGCUGCCGCUGCUCUCUGUGGCGCAGCAGCUGCCUCAGCCACAGCAAAGCCAACAAGCUCUAGUUAGACCCCUGAACGCCAGCUCGAGCCCUGCUGCCACUGCAUGCACCGGCCCGAUUCUCACCCAGAACCUGCCACAGAACCUACCGCAAACUUCACCGUCUGGCUGCAGAGGAACUUUACAAGGUUACUCAAGUGAAGCUCCUCCUCCAUCCUCUGCUGCCGCUGCCGCCGUUUCUCCUCCACCUCCUCCUCAGGCUCCUCCCACUGCCCUGAGAGAGGUGAGAGAGGGCGGAGUCAUCUGGGAGGGAAACGGCCCCGGGGAGAACGGAAACGUGGGCGGCGUUUGGGAGGCGGGAAGAGACGGUGGUGACGGGCAGGUUAUGACGGACAGCUCGGGCAGGCAGAUGCAGCACGGACUGAUGUAGCAAAAUAUUAUUAAUUAUAAUAAUAAUUAAAUAAUAAUAAUGAAGUUCACCUUAUUAUAUUUAAUAAUAAAAACUGAGGGGGAAAGAAAGGGGAGGAGACUGCUGCCUAGUGUAGCUCCGCCUCCUCUGUAGAACCUCCCCACAAAAGUUGGCAAAAUAUAUAGGAUCAUAUUAAAUAUAUUGUAUGUAUUACAUAACAUAAACACAACAUUAAAGCGUUUGGUAGGUUUGUAGACGUGUAUGUAAUCAGGGAAAGACGAGCUGUGUUUUGCGUUUUCGUUUGUUUUGUACAUAAUACAGUUUUAGUCCUGUUCAAAUAUUAAUUUUUGAUUUUAUUUUUUUUUUGUCGUGUGUGUUUAAGUUGCAAAGACUUUCAUAACUCAGUUUCAUGUUUUUCCAUAUUAUUUUAUUAUUUUCUUUUUUAAAUAUUUCUCUAAACACUGCACCCAUGUACUGUGUAUAUACACACAAAAAAACACACACCCACACUCCUAACAAACUAUUAAUAGAAGUAUAGAAGUGUUUUCCUAUUUUAUAGUGAAACCAUAUGGGGGGUAUUUAUUAAAGCAAGACAUCUUAGAAUAUGUAAGACGUGUGUCUUAGUCCCUUUAGUUUGUGAGUCUUUAGACAGAAAUGACUUCAGAAUUAAAUCAGAACAUUGGGAAUUACAAUAAUUCUGAAUCCUCGAAUUUAACUUUUAGUAGUUAAAGGUUACAUACACUCAUUGACAAAAACUAUGAAUAAAUAAAUAAAUAACACACCAAGAAGUUGAUUUUUAUUUUAGUAAUUUAUUAUGUAAAUGUAGUAAUAAUAUGUUAGAGUGAAAGGAUGAGUUUAGAAAUUGGAAAUUAUUCUCUAUCUAGUCGCUGGAUAUAAGAUGAUAUAAGAUUGAGAGGGUUGGGUUUGGAGGUUCUACAGGUUCUGUGUGGAUCCUGCAGCACAUUUGCCCACAGAUGUUGCUACAGCUGGGCCUGUAGAUCCUGUAGCUCUACACUCGUAGGUUGAAGCUGAAGCUGCAGAGUCCCAGCUGCUCCAUAAAUGCUGGAUUGGUGAUAAAUCUGGAGAUCUGCAGGACGAGGAAGUGCUGUAAUCUGGUGGAGACUGUGUUCCUGGGAAACCCUUGCUGUGUGUGGGUGAACAUUAUCCUGCUGAAAAAUGAAAGUUCUGCAGGAGAGAAAGCAGCAACACUAUUCCUCCUAUCACUACCAAUGAUCUGGGUUCUCUCCCCUCUCAAAUGUCUUUAAGGCAUAUCUUACAGUGAUUGAUCUCUCACCAGGGGGUACACUGCCCAAAAUGAGCUUCUAAAAGCCUGUAUGAUUACAGACCAGAUCUGCAUGGUGAGUUUUUCAGCAGCAUAUGGUGUGCUAUUUUUUUUAUUCUUUAUUUAUAUUUUUGUCAAUGAGUGUAUGUAUACAGACCCAGGCUUUAUUAAUGACACUCGGGCUAAGGCGGAUAUUGAUACGGAUAUUGAUCCCUAUUGUUAAUACAUUAACCUGAUGAUGAUAAACGCUAAGGUCAGAUGCAACCAAAGAGGUCUGGGAAAGCAGCUUCAGGAACCCAGACACAGAAAGAAGUAGCCGCAGCAGGAAAGCUGCGCAGAAAUCAAGCACACUGGUACUGUAACGUCUUCACUACAGCCGUUCCUCAAGCUCUCCACACCUCAGACCUGGGCUACAGAACCAGACUUCUUCAGAUUUAACACCAUAAACAUCUGCAGAGUUUCUCAGUCUCACAAAAUAAACCCAAUAAACGUUACUACACUCCUCUUC